This is a messenger RNA of Symbiodinium necroappetens, 210 nucleotides long. NCBI's taxonomy places the organism in Eukaryota, Dinophyceae, Suessiales, Symbiodiniaceae. The record is from the annotation of a GenBank genome assembly.
AUGGGCCUGCAUCUUCCUGGGCUGGACGACUACUUCAUCCGCAUGGUGGGCCUUCCCAGUUUCCUGGAUGCCGAUUGCUGCUUCCGGGUGCUAAGAAGCCUGCAGUCGGAGGAGGACUGCUUGAGCCUCGUCCUUGCCAUCUACAAGAACCUGGAGCAGGCCCAUGGAUGCAGCAUGAAUGCUGUGGACAUGUCCUUGGUGUUCCAAGAG